AUUCUAAAUACCUGCUCUACAAUACAUCACAAAUACUUACCUAUCUGUAUUCUAAAUACCUGUUCUACAAUACAUCACAAAUACUUACCUAUCUAUAUUCUAAAUACCUGUUCUACAAUAUAUCACAAAUACUUACCUAUCUAUAUUCUAAAUACCUGUUCUACAAUAUAUCACAAAUACUUACCUAUCUAUAUUCUAAAUACCUGUUCUACAAUACAUCACAAAUACUUACCUAUCUAUAUUCUAAAUACCUGUUCUACAAUAUAUCACAAAUACUUACCUAUCUAUAUUCUAAAUACCUGUUCUACAAUACAUCACAAAUACUUACCUAUCUAUAUUCUAAAUACCUGUUCUACAAUAUAUCACAAAUACUUACCUAUCUAUAUUCUAAAUACCUGUUCUACAAUAUAUCACAGUUAUUUAUCUAUCCAUAUUCUUAUUACC
Lottia gigantea (owl limpet) is the source of this 444-nucleotide messenger RNA. RefSeq lists its product as hypothetical. NCBI's taxonomy places the organism in Eukaryota, Metazoa, Mollusca, Gastropoda, Lottiidae. The annotation marks the transcript as partial. The transcript has a single exon. The record is from RefSeq and is a predicted model, not a curated record.